AAGGACAUGCUGCUGCUGAAUAGGUUCUCUGCAUGGCUCUCUGCGUUCGCUGUGCUUUUGCUGACUCAGCCCAUCUCCACAUCAGAGGUCAUGGCCUGUGGAGCUGCGGUGGAUCCACCUGCUAAUAUUGAGAUAACAGAUCCUGGCUUUCUGGGUUACCUCAAUAUCCAGUGGACUCGUCCAGCUAGCCUUCAGAACCUCACGGGCUGCACAGUGCGAUACCAGCUCCGAUACUUUGACACCUACGAGGAGCGAUGGAGGAGUGUUCGAACUGUCAAACUGACCUACGCUGCCCAGUUUGACCUUGAGAAACCAGUCAAAUUGAGAAUCCUCACUGUACUGAAGUGCGCCUGUACCAACGGGACAGAAGUCCAGGGAGAAGAGACGGAGACAGUGUACACACCUGAACCCACAGGUUUGGCAGGCUCAAGAAUAAGAGAUUUUCACUGUAUCUACUAUGGGAAGGAGCACAUGGAGUGCACCUGGAAGUCAGGACCUGUCCAGCCUCCAAAUUCAGAGCACUACCUCUAUUACUGG
Messenger RNA from Danio rerio (zebrafish), 537 nucleotides. It is a transcript of the gene il13ra2, whose product is annotated as interleukin 13 receptor, alpha 2. NCBI's taxonomy places the organism in Eukaryota, Metazoa, Chordata, Actinopteri, Cypriniformes, Danionidae. Gene Ontology annotation, cellular component: membrane. The record is from RefSeq and is marked validated.